AUGGCCGAGAAGUUUGAGUCGCUGAUGAACAUACAUGGCUUUGACCUGGGCUCACGGUACAUGGACUUGAAGCCUCUCGGAUACGGAGGGAACGGCCUGGUCUUCUCUGCCGUCGACACAGACUGUGACAAGCGUGUGGCUGUGAAGAAGAUUAUCUUGACCGAUCCCCAGAGUGUCAAGCACGCCCUGCGAGAAAUUAAGAUUAUAAGGCGCCUGGACCACGACAACAUUGUCAAGGUCUUUGAAACGCUGGGCCCUAGCGGUCGCAGGCUAACCGAGGAUGUGGUGUCCCUGACCGAGGUCAACUCGGUCUACAUCGUGCAGGAGUACAUGGAGACUGAUCUGUGUCAGCUGCUGGAGCGUGGCCUUCUCUCUGAAGGUCACGCCAGGCUCUUCAUGUACCAGCUCCUCAGGGGGCUAAAGUACAUCCACUCUGCCAACGUUCUGCACCGAGACCUGAAGCCCGCCAAUCUAUUUGUCAACACGGAGGACCUGGUGCUCAAGAUUGGCGACUUCGGUCUGGCCCGCAUCAUGGACCCCCACUACUCCCACAAGGGUCACCUGUCUGAAGGUCUGGUUACCAAGUGGUACAGGUCUCCCCGCCUGUUGCUGUCACCAAACAACUACACCAAAGCCAUCGACAUGUGGGCUGCCGGUUGUAUAUUCGCAGAGAUGCUUACCGGGAAAACACUUUUCGCGGGGGCUCACGAACUGGAGCAGAUGCAGCUGAUCUUGGAGUCAAUCCCAGUACUGCGAGAGGAAGACUGCCAGGAGCUCCACAGCGUCAUCCCCGUCUUCAUCCGCAACGACAUGUCCAAACCUCAGACGCCGCUUACCAAGCUGCUGCCUGACGUCAGUCCUCAAGCCCUGGAUUUCCUAGAGAAGAUUUUGACCUUUAACCCCAUGGACCGUCUCACCGCCGAAGAAGCUCUGGCUCAUCCCUACAUGGCCGACUACUCCUUCCCCCUGGACGAGCCCAUUUCUUUGCACCCGUUCCACAUAGAAGAUGAAGUUGACGAUAUCCUGCUCAUGGACCAGAGCCACAGCCAUACGUGGGACAGGUAUCACGAGAGCCAGUUGUCCGAGGCCGACUGGCACCUGCACAGCAUACAUGACCCAGAAGAAGUCCAAGUGGACCCGAGAGCCCUCUCUGACGUCACGGACGAGGAAGUGGUUCAGGUGGACCCUCGGAAGUACGCCGACGGCGAUCGGGAAAAGCUCCUGGACGAGCCUUCCUUCGACUACUCUGCGCCGUUCUCGUCGGAGCGUUCGUGGCCGGACGAGCACCACGAGAACAAAUACUGCGAUCUGCAGUGUAGCCACACGUGCAACUACAAGGCCGUGUCCCCCUCUUACCUGGACAACCUGAUCUGGCGGGACAGCGAAGUCAACCACUACUACGAGCCCAAGCUCAUCAUCGACCUCUCCAACUGGAAGGAGCAGCAGAGCAAGGAGAAGGCAGACCGCAAGGCCAAGAGCAAGUGCGAGAAGAACGGGCUGGUAAAGGCCCAGAUGGCCAUGCGCGAGGCCGAGAAGAUCCAGAGUGUGGCCGAGAAGAUCCAGAGUGUGGCUGAAAAGGACCGCGAGCAAGAGAAACAUCAGCCGCCUGGCCAGCGAGGCUUCGACUUUGACUCCUUCAUCGCCAGCACUAUCAAACUCAGCCUGCAGCCCGACACCCUCCAAGAGGUAGCACUCAACCAGGUGGGCCUCCUCAAUGAGCUGAAUUCUUCCGUCUCCCAGCUGGAGGCUCCCCGCUCGGGCUCUGUUUCCAAAUCCGUGAGUCAAGAGAAGGAGGAGAAGUGCCUGGUCAACCUGGCCCAGCUUGGAGGCUCCGCGGUGGUCGGCAGCGACGGCCCCUGGCCCGCGUGCCCUUGGGAGGCCUUCGGAUCGGGGGAGGUGUGCCGGGACGCCGGCUUCCAGAAAGAAAGCGCCUACACCAGCUACCUGGAUCACCUGUUCGGCCGGCCGGACGAGGGCGUCGCAGAGCCCGCCGUCCCCCUGGAGACGGAGACCCCGGAGGCCGGGGAGAACGAGUCGGACGAGGGCUUCCUGACCCGGAGCGCCGAGAUCGUGCUGAACGUGCAGUUGGACUCUCUGGGCCCGGACGAGCUGCCGCUGAAAUCCAUCCAGGCCUCGUUAACCCCCUGCGCUGUCAAAUGCUCUCCGCAAAUUGCCCACAAAACCUACAGCAGCAUCUUCAAACACCUUAACUAG
Messenger RNA from Nerophis lumbriciformis (worm pipefish), 2214 nucleotides. The record is from RefSeq and is a predicted model, not a curated record. Lineage: Eukaryota; Metazoa; Chordata; Actinopteri; Syngnathiformes; Syngnathidae.